Messenger RNA from Pleurotus ostreatus (oyster mushroom), 1032 nucleotides. RefSeq lists its product as uncharacterized. The record is from RefSeq and is a predicted model, not a curated record. The coding region runs from base 1 to 1032 and encodes 343 amino acids. The transcript is spliced from 3 exons. NCBI's taxonomy places the organism in Eukaryota, Fungi, Basidiomycota, Agaricomycetes, Agaricales, Pleurotaceae.
AUGAUCGUAGAACUUCGCAGACGCUUUAUCGCCCGGUUGCGCCCUUUCCUCCCGCUUGCAGACGACCAUCUUCCUUGGAACUCGCUCCCAUAUCUCUGUGCUACGAAUGCGAUACAAAUCGCCGGCAUACCAGACUCAUGCCCCUUCCCAGGCUAUGAUAGCAACUCACGAGGCGUAUCGGGACUCCCAGCCAGGACACAAACACAGGGAAUAGUCUGCAGAAGGUUGGAAGGAGAAGAACGUCAACUUGCAAGAGUCGGUAAAGUGCCUAUCAUGACCUGUGGUGCCCCUCGCCAUCCUUCAGGCCAUACACAUGCGAAGCGUUUGUUUGUGAAGGACGGCACGAUGUGGAUAGAUCGAGGCGGCGAGCCACGCCUGCAGCCUUCUGACGAGGAAGACAAUGAUUCCGAUCAUGUACCCUCAGAUGACCAACGUGUCAAGAAGCUCAGACGUAUAUCCCCCCCCAGUGACGAUGGAUCAAAUAGCCCUACCGACGUCUUCCAUGACGAAGACACAAGCUCGGAUGAGGGUUCCUCAAAGACAGACGACGACCAGCAGACAGGUGUUAGCAAGAGGCGCAAGCGGGAGGCGGAGGGACAUAAUAUAGAAUCUAUCCGCCCAGUCAAAAAACCGAAAAAGGCUGGUAGGGUAGAGGGACGUAUAUCCCCCCCCAGUGACGAUGGAUCAAAUAGCCCUACCGACGUCUUCCAUGACGAAGACACAAGCUCGGAAGAGGGUUCCUCAGAGACAGAUGACGACCAGCAGACAGGUGUUAGCAAGAGGCGCAAGCGGGAGGCGGAGGGACAUAAUAUAGAAUUCAUCCGCCCAGUCAAAAAACCGAAAAAGGCUGGUAGGGUAGAGGCACAGGAGAUCGGACGGAGGGGAAUGGUUCUUCGGAGUCAUAAGGCCUCGCCGGUGUCCCAAAUCGACGCUGCGAGCGCAGUCAACAACAUAUCGCAUCGCACCAGAAAUCCUGACAAACAUUGCCGCUGUUCCAUCUGUCACAGGGCCUCAGAGUCCGGGAAAUCAUAG